AUGGCGUUUUUGUAUGGUGUUCUCAAUGCAGUGAAAGAUGAUGAUGCAGUUAGAACGUACGAUAAAGAUAUCAGUGGAGAUAAAAUUGAUACAGUUAUUAGCAUGUUACAAUCUUCAAUUGGCUCCGGGCGUAAUGGGCUUGUGGAUGCUGUCGACGCGGUGAAGGGGUGGUUGGAGGGGUAUGAAGGAAAAAUUUUGACUAUGACAGGAGCCGUUGGAAGCGCACUGUAUGAGUUGACUAACGACAUUUCAGGUAAGCAUAUUAGUGGCAUUAAUGAUUCGCAGGGAUUGGAAGAGCAGCUUAAGGAGUGGAAGACGACCUUGACCAGCAUAUCACAUAACGCUAGAAAAAUCGAAACAGAUCAUGUUAAUUUCCUAGAUUACACUUUAUGUAACAAAUUAAAUAGUGAGAUUAAGGUAGUCAAGGAAGCCGUUAAAAUGUUAGAAGAAUCGGCAAAUGAUGAGGUAUUAGCGGAGAAGGUGAAGGAAGUAGAUGAUGAACUAGCGCAUCAGAAAAUAAAGGUUGAGAAAGAAAUUCAUACGAUAUGUGAAAACGUGAAAGAUACAUUACAUAAGGAAUUCUAUGACAUGCGUGAAACUGUGAAGUCGCUAGAAAAAAUAAGGGGCGAUGAGUUUGAAAAAAUGAGUGGACACUUGAACGAUGUUAAGGCAUUCUUCUUGAUGUUAAACGAUAAUUAUAAGACAGAUAUUAACACGCGAUUUGAAGAGAUUAAAGCUUUACUAGACGAUGUUAAUAAGGAUAAAAAUAGGGGUAGAGGUGAGUCCGUAUUGCUUGAGCGUACAGACGACGUCAAAGUUAAGGUGGAAAAAAUAGGACAUUUGUUAAAAACCUACGUAAUGUCCUUAGACACGUGGAUGAAAACCGCGAACAACGACAUAUAUGAGUCACAAAAGGAAGCUUUCCAACUGAGAAAUAAUGAGGUAGGAAGCGAUCAUAGAGCUGCUCUCACUUCGAUGGCCGAGGGUCUGGUAGGAUGGAAAAGUACCUUAGAACAAUAUAUCGAUGAGGAUGUGCGGAAAACACUCACGCAGUUGGUAGAGCAGGCUCAAGAGCAAUUGAGGCUCUUAGAUGUCCGGCUUAGGAAUGCGUUGUAUCAAGCAAAAACAAAAAUAAAGGGGGCGUUUGCACAUUAUAAGUCGGGGCUGAAUGGUAUCGCAACUUUGGACGGAAAUGUGAAAGAUGGAUUGAGUAAUGUGAGAACGCAGAUACUUAGUAAUUUAAAUUCUUAUGUCACGAGUGAGUUAGGGAACAGAAUUAGCAAGAAGCUUGAGGAGGAAAGCAACAAGAUCGCUCACAAGUCAGAUUCCGCUCUUCAUCCCGGUAAACUGGACGAGAUUAUUAACGAAGUAAAAAAAUAUGUGAAAGACGUUGGAGAUAAUAUAGGCAAAACGGAUGGUACUGGGAUGGUAGGUGAAUGGAUUAAUAAGUUAUUUAAGGAGGAAGGGGAGUUGGUAACUGGCCAAAUUAACACAUAUUUUAGCAGAAAUAGGCAUUUUUUCAACAGUGGCAGUGGGUAUAACAGCGCUCAUACAUUGCAUGAGCCAAUUAAGACUGCGAUUCUGACAAAUCUUCACUCGGAUAUAUAUGUUGCAACGAAGAUGCAACUCUCGGGAACACAUGAUGACUUCUCGGCAGAUACAAAUAAAAUCAAGUCAUUCUUUGUUUCAUAUGCAGACGGAAUUGAUGCACAACUUCAACCAUCCAUGAAUGAUUCCUUUACAUCUAAAAUAGUUAAGCAAAUUGAAGCGGGUCUGGCAUUAACGGAUAGAACGACCUCCGGUCAUAAUCGAACUCCACUUUAUCAAUUUCAAACGCCACUCAAAAACGCUGUAAAAUCAAUCUUACAACAUAUAUCCCAAGUUGUCAGGCAAUUCGCCUUAGAAUUAGACGCAUUCACUUCAAAGUAUAAGAUGAACAGUAACAUCAUGGAUGCUAUUCGCCUUGUUAGAGCGCUUGGAAGCACCGUGGCAGAGAAAUGUAAAAAUGUUUCUGCUGGAGAUGGUCUGGGAAUAACAAUACAAGGCGAUCUUGAAGAACAAGUUAAUAAGCAUAUUCAUAACGUGAAAGAGAGCAUAAACAUUGCGAAUAUUAUGACACAAUUCCACUCCGCACAUACAUUGCUGAAAUCCAACCUCAGUAAAGCGGACUUUGAUGAAAUAGUCAAUGCACAGUUGCCCGAUGGUGCUGGUAAAGGUCCAGGGGUAAACAUUGACGGCAUUGGAAAUUAUAAAGAUUCUAAAUCUGCCCUGACACAAACCUUAUCAUCACUUGCUACAAAAUCUGCAGAUCUCGAUGUCAAUGCUACAAAACUAGCCCUCGACGAAUUUUCCUCGGAUAUGAAACUUCAUCUCACAAAGCUGAGUGAAGCGAUUACCGAAGCAGGUGGCGUGAUCAAUGGUCAGUUGCACAAGCUGCGAACGGAUAAUAUAGAAAAAAAACUCAGAGCAAUCCGGAUUCAUAUCGAGAAUGUACAGGCAGACAACGUCGAAGGUGUUAGCAACGCAAUAUACACUGUUCUUGAAAAAAUAAGAACGUUAGAGAAUGUGCCCAGUGACGUGGAGACACGUCGUGUCGAAGUAGAAAAAAUUUUUAAGCAGAUAGAGACAGAAGUUAAUAACAGAUUUGUAUUUCUUAAUGAAAUGGCGAAGAAAUCUAGCGAUGCUGUGGCGGAUGCGAUAAGCGCUGUGCAGGAUAUGUUAAGAAAGAGUAGAGAAACGUUACUGACAGGCUUACAAAAUUUAAAGAAAAACAUUCUAACUGUAGUUAUAAAAUCCUUCGACGACAUUACAGAUGAAGUCAGAAAAUUAUUUUCUCGGCGAAAGAGAGCGGACUUAUUAGGCCUCAAAUCCUUAGUUGACCGACAGCUUGACACAGUAAAAGGAAUCAUCGGAGAAAACAUCAACACCGGCGUGAAAGGCUUCCUACAAAAAUUGCACGAACAGUUUGUCACUAAAGUUUAUACAAUCAAUGACGUUAACCCCUCGAAGUUCACCCCUAAAUCGCCACUCAGCAGCGGUGCCGGUAUACUAAGCACCGCCUUCACCGCAUUCUUCGCCACGUUGCGCAAGCAACAGGACUUCACCUUCGACUUCGACAAAAUCUCCUCCACCAACGAUGCUCUUUCCCAACUGCUCAAGGACCUCGCCACUUCACAACACUUCGACCACGGAUUCACGAAAAACCUGCAAAGACUUCAGAACCGACUUCGCCAAUUCACUCCGGAGAAAUUCGGCGAUGGUGAGAGUCCGUCAGUUUUGGAAGCGUUGAGAAGGGGGUACCCGGCGCUGGUGGGUGAGUUGGAAAAGGCGUACGUGAGGGUGUAUGAUGGAGGUCAAAAGAUCCAGUGGGAUGACAGAACGGAACAGCAAUAUGGCGCAAAAAUCUUUUGUACAAUUUCUCCGAUGUUGCUCGAUACCCUUAGUGAGCUUAGGAGGAGGUGUAAGACAGGGGGGCAGUGGAGGGAUCAUCCUAUAAAUUUACAUGAAGUAGAUAGACCAAAUUCGCAAACAUAUAAAAUUACAAAUCCACUUGGCGCGUUUUUAGCGGAUUGUGGUUACGUCGUUUCCACGGAUAAGCAAGAUGGACAGUUAAGGCAUAACGAUGGUUGCAAAGGUAACAACAUUUACGAAUUUCUCACCAAUGGCACACAUUAUCUGGUUAAAGAGCACGACGAGAUUGAUGACGAAGCCAGCAGGAAAAUUCACGGUGUUGUUCGAACCAUCUGCAAUUAUCUCAAACUGUACUACGAAGCGUGCCACCUACCGACUUCCACCAAACAUCCAUCGUCUGCCUACCAAAUGCUGUACUGGCUGACUGGGCUCCCGCAUAGUCCAGUGUACAACGCGCUGUCACAUGAAGGCUUCAGUGGUCUCUUCGAGAAAAAGGACGAAGAAGAGACGGCCACUGGAGAUGGAAGCAUCGUUCUCAAAUUCGAAGACGAUGACAAGUUGCCGGCGUAUCCGAAUGACAUCACUGCGAACAAUAUGAGAGGCGUACUCACAGAAGUCUGCCACUACGCUGAACAGACGCUCAUCUCUAUUCUGGGCCACGGACACUCGGGUGGGAUUUACGCCUGCGAAUUUAAUACGAAUUCCAUCAAGUUAACGUACCCCAGUGAUCCUAGUAAAUGUGUUGACUUACUCAUAGAAAUAUCGAACAGGCUUUAUCAUCAACUAUGCUUCUUACAUAAUCAGUGUACGUACGAAAGCGACCUCAGUGGCUGGGCAGACUGCUGGUAUGGAAGAGACAUCGGAGGCUCAGAGUGGAGGUGCAAUAGCCUUCAAUGUCCAAAGCAAACUGCUGACCAAAAGCACAACCAAACAUGUGACCAAAAGUGCAACCAAAGUGCUGGGUGCGGUUUGAAAUCGCCGUUACAAUCAUUCUUGGAAGACGGCCUCCCUGGCUUUUUGCCUCAUCCAUAUAACAAGGCUGACUGCAAAAUGGGUUGCUCACUCUCAAACCACAGCGGAAUACCGUGCAAAACUCCGAUGGGUUUCGGGGACAUUUCCACAAUGGCGUCGCACACCCAGAGAGGCGCACGUAUCUACAGCGUACUUGAUGAUUUCUGUGGCAGUGACGAUUCGCCACUAACCAUGCUGUGCGCUUACUUUGCGUGCUUAUUGGCCACCCCGCCUAAGACGCUUGGUGACAUGUUCGCAUUUUAUUACAACUUCUUGAAUGAUUGGUCUGGCACGAAUCCUGAACGCACAAGGCUUCGGGAAUUGCCGUAUGCCGACGCUGUAAAAAAUGCUAAUUUCAAAAAUGACGACAACAGAUUGGACAUUACGUCAAUGUUCAAGAGCGCUUCCCAUGAAUAUGUCCCUGCCUCUACCCAUAUGAAGGGUGACCUUUUCACUCUUGUUGGUUGCAACCCGAAACAUGUUCCAACAUUACCUUGUGGACCUUACUUGCAGCCGUUGUCAUUAUCUAUCCCCUCCAUGUUCUCUGAGACGAACGCCGAUAAAUAUUUGUCCUGGAUCGUUUAUUUGACCGAAACGUUCUAUGACUUGCUGUCUAAGUUACUGGCUGAUUGUAAGAGCAAAUGCGGUUUGCCGCAAUCCAGAUGCAACCAGUAUAGAUGCAUUAAGAAUUGUCCUGCCGCAACGUCAUCUACAAAGACGCCAUCCCCGACUCACAGUGCAGGAUGUAAAUCAAUUGUACAGUGUAAGUCGGCCCUUCCUAAUUUGUACAAAUACGGGUUUCAUUUCGGCAGUGCAACGGUCCUGAACGGUACGUAUAAAGAUGAAGAAAAAAGGACGUGCAAUGAUUUUUGCCAAACAUUAGAAAGAAUUCUCAACAAUAAAAAAACAGACGGGCAUGCCCUAGCCGAUUUGGUAUUCGACAAAAUACCAGAAUUCCUAUGGAAAGUCCGCCAGAGAUUCUUCUGGACCACCGUCGCCCUCUGGCUCCUCUCUUUCCUCUACCUCCUCCACAUCAUGGUCAUCCGCCUCGACCUCCUCCACAUCAAAUCGCAUCUGCACUCACCCUCAUCACAUCGUAUCGCUGCUCAAUCACUACUUGCUGCUGGACGUGUUGGCAAGCUUAACAGAGUGUUUUAUCUGCAACCAUAA
Molecule: messenger RNA, 5592 nt
Organism: Babesia bigemina
Lineage: Eukaryota; Apicomplexa; Aconoidasida; Piroplasmida; Babesiidae
Exons: 1
Coding region: 1-5592 (1863 amino acids)
Source: RefSeq, a predicted model, not a curated record